AUGCUGACGUGGCUGGAAGGUCAUCUGAGAAGCUCUUAUCCAUGGAAGCUGGCGCGCAUGAGAGCCGAGGUCAAGACGAGCGAGACUUCAAAAAUUACGCCAGUGGAGUACAAAGACAGCUGGCUUGAUCGAAAGCUGCAAAGUUACAUGGAGUACCGCAUCACUCGUGUUCUUCAGAACUCUGCAGAUGGUGACAGCUCGCAAACCCAAGAAUUGACUUUGAGGUUGUUGAGAGAUUCUUUCCCUUCUUGGUUCCCUCGAGCAUUCGGAUCCUUUCUUCGCUUGUUUCCCCUCUGCUGUAGCAGUCAAGAUAUGAUUGAGCGUAGAUUGAUUUAUGUGAAGGUGUCAACAGUCUUCUUGACCCGCUGGUUAGUUGGUGAAAGCAAGGUUGUCGACGUAGACCAAGAUUUGCUGGAUCCUGUGCAAGAGGUCUUCCAUUGGCCUUCCCUUUUCCUCUCUUUAGCGUUUGCUUCUAGGGCAAAGAAAAGUGGGGAAACGACCCUGUCGGCUGGGUUCCUGGAUUCCUGGUGGGAGGAAACUGGCGGAAGGAGGUGA
Guillardia theta CCMP2712 is the source of this 555-nucleotide messenger RNA. RefSeq lists its product as hypothetical. The transcript is spliced from 7 exons. The record is from RefSeq and is a predicted model, not a curated record. The coding region runs from base 1 to 555 and encodes 184 amino acids. NCBI's taxonomy places the organism in Eukaryota, Cryptophyceae, Pyrenomonadales, Geminigeraceae.